UGUCAAACGCACAAGGCGAACCGGUGCGUGUGGAAUGGUUACUGAUACGGGAUCACACAAAGUACAAAAUUGGGGUGAGUAGUGUGCUCCUUUAGCCAUCAAUUGGAAUUUAUAAGAAAGGACUAAAACUAUUACACGCAGCACUUUAGAAGUUGGUGUCCAGUGGGACCAGCGCAUGCUAGCAGUCCGUGACCAUCCUUAAAGUGAUGUGUUAUUGUGCAGAUGGGCUAGUUACCCAGCCGGGGCAACUGAAUGGUGAUUCUGGAAUAUCCUAUAUACUAUAUACAUCAGGAUAAGGCUUAUGGAGUGUUUUGAAUGAUAUGGACACCUUUUAGAAAUAAAAGCGGCAUCUUAAGUCUAAAACACGCGCAUGUGUAACACUUCGAAAUUUGUUAGGUCAGUUAAGUGUAAUCUGCUAAAAUCACGGCUUGAACGUCUCGAUAGGAUUAAGGACUUCACAUCGCAAGACACGGAGUAAAGAGGCUUUGCUUUUUCAUAGCGCGAUAUUAAGGUCUCUUGGGAGGACUGGCCUCUGUGAUCACCGUAGGGACAAGUUAGUGAGAAGCAACUGCCGCUGAUUUGAUUAGACCCAUAUUUGAUGUCUGAGGCUGCUUCCAAACGAUGGACUUGGGAAAGGUGAAACUCCUGAGAACAGGUCUGAACUCCCUCCAUCAAGCCAUUCAUCCAGUGCAUGGAAUCGCCUGGACUGAUGGCAGGCAGAUUAGCCUCACCUCUUUUCGCUUUGCCGACGGGCAGCUCAAGUUUGGCGACACCAAUGUCAUUGGGCAGUUCGAGCAUGUGCAGGGGCUGUACUGGGGGGCGCUCUGCUGCUCGGGGACACCCGCCCUCCUGGCCAUCCAGCACAAGAAGCAUGUUAGCGUGUGGCAGCUACAGCUCAGCUCGCUGGAGCAGAACAAGCUGCUGUGCACGCAGACCUGUGAGCUGAGUGAACUGCUUCACCUGCUCCCCCAGGGCUGUGUGUGGCACCCAAAGAUGGACGUCCUAGCCGUACUCACCAAGCGGGAUGCCUCUGUCCUGUUCUCGGUGAGGGUGGACAACAGGAGGGUGAAGGUUCCCAUCAAGGAGGGUGGCCUUAUCCGCUGUGCCUGCUGGACCAAGGACGGUAUACGGCUGGUGGUCGCGAUAGGAAGCGCUCUGCACUCCUACAUAUGGAAUGACAUCGAGAAGACCCUCGUCGCCUGCUCCUUCUGUCCUGUCUUCGACGUGGGUGGUAGCAUCUGUGCCAUAGAGUCUGCUGAAGGCCAGCAGGUUGUUGUCACCACCGAGCUCCCGUUGGACAAAAUCUGCAGCCUUAACGCCGGUAUGGCAUUCGAUGUCCCGCACGAGGCGGAGUCCCCACCCACCUGCUCUCCCAUCCUUGUGCUGAGUGACGACUCCAGUUCUGACUCUCGGAGGAGGUCAGUGGACUCGGAGAAGCUGGGUCGCAUCUCCUUGCCAUCUUCCGGACCGAUUGACUUGACAAACCUUCUCUCAAGGCACAGGAAUUCAGAGCCAAGUCCCCUCAUUCACUUGAGACGCAGGGACCACUUAACGGGGUCUGGCCAGGACUUGUCCCAUUUAAUUCUGGUGAGGUACGAGCGAAAGGCGACCACAACCCGGAAAGUGAGUAUCCCCGGGAUCUUGGUCCCGGAUAUCAUCGCAUUUGACAGGCGCGGCUGUACCGUGGCUGUGGCCUCCAACACAUGCAACAUGGUGUUAGUGCACUGUGUCACUGCUUCUUCCAUUCCCAACGUCCAGCAAGUUCAGUUGGAGAAGCACGACAGACCCAAAGGCGUGUGUUUCCUCGACGACAACACACUGUUGCUCAUGGUAGGAAGGCCAACGUCCAACGAUUCCGCUUUCUUACCAUCUUCAAAUACGGACAAGUACAACAUCCGACUCGUGAUUAGAGAGCUUGUCAAUGAAGAGAGUGGCAGCUUAGCGAGUCCCAGUCAGGAUUCAAGUGCAUGCUUGCCUGGGGCCAGAAGUUUCUCUGAGAGCUUUCCUAAGGAGGCACGCGCAGGCUUGAAGGAUCUUGUGUUGCCUUCUGGGUAUGCGAUCCAGUCACCCAACAGCCGAAAAAAGCUGAUCGAGGAGGUGAAAAGCACUGACUGGAACCCGCUGACGAGUCUGACUGACUUUUCGGACCGAGUGACCUCCAACAUGUCGUCCCUCAACAUAGAGAACUUUGACAUGGAUUUUGCCCACCGGCUGGCCGGCCAGAACUGCAGGGAGUCUGGGCGGCCUUGCUCACCCAGGUUCAAAACCCUGGAGAAGCUGCACUCUGAUCUCGUUCCACCCGAAAAGGGUGGCCCAAUCAGGGAGAGGCCAACCGAGCAGCUUAAGUGGGACGUAGAGAGCUUAUCUUCCAAGUUUGCCGAAGUGCAGCAGUGCUUGUUGGAAAUUCAGGAUCUUACCCAGAAUGCGAAGAAGCUAGUGGGAACCUAUCCUUCUGCACUCGAUCCCCCGUUCAUCAGCGUCACCUAUCAGAAGCAGCUUACGGAGAGCCUCUUUGUUGACGAGAAGAGGCAGGUGCUGCUCUGUGAUGGAAAGCUCAGCCUGCACGUCCUCCAGGACCUGUUCAGCUUGACCGUGGUGGAGAUGAUGAACGGUAAUUCAUGGAUCGUGCUUGUGGCAGAUGCUUAUGGGUUUGUGCCUCUCACCUUCAAGCCCAAAGACAAACUCACUGUGCGCAACGGAAAGCCUAAAUCACCGGCUGAGCUGCCCUGCAGCACCGGCGGGUCCCGAUCUGGGAGUCCAUGUGGUUCAUCGCUGGAUGUUUCAGGACAGUAAAGCGAGGGUCCCUAGAGCCAGACCUGGUUACUUUAUGCUUUAACUGAAGUGGAUGUGGCUCACUGGGUUGGUGCCAGUGACUGGGAGAUCACCCAGUAUCCCGUCCACAUGCCCACUGGGCCCUGAAAAAGGCUGCGGAGUCGCUGGAUGGACUGCUGUCCCCAAAUUCAUACCCCAGGCUUCCCUUCCUCCUCGUCCGCGUGUCUGUUCAAAGGUGAGCUUGAUGGGAUAUUUGUGAUAACUAGAGAAUUCCAGUCUGCCUGCAUUCAUACUUGUGGAAAAGACAAACAAAAAGCAUGGAUUCAUUUCACUUAAUAUAUAAAAAUCCAAGGGUACUCAUAUUAAACAUCCUUCAUAUUUGUUGCUAUAAAGUUCAAUAAUCCAGUGUUUAAUUCCAAAUUUCUUUACUGAAUAAUUAGUGUUGGGUAUUCAACCAUACAGUGUAACUACUCUGACCUUGUUUAAAAUUACGGUUAAAGUUGGUGGGAUUCUCAGAUUUCAGCAGGUGUAAACAUACAAAAUCUAUAUAAAAGCACCUGCAAUUAUAUUCUACUGCUUCUCAUUGGAAUGGUUGGUACUAACUGGCAGUUGUAUUUGUCAUAUAGUUUGAUACAUUUAAAGGUUAAACAUCUCGGGGCAGCGGCAUAAACUACCACCUUGGGACGCCUUGGUUAUGUGUCCGCAUCUAAACUUACCUGCAGUCCAAGUUUUAAAGUACCCCGAUAUGUCCAGUUUAAUCUGGUUCACCUGCUGAUUCAUGUCAUGUUCUGUCAAGAUGAGCGUUACUUUGUCACCUGAUGGUGGCAGCAUUUCAUUAUGAAAUUUCCUUUUUGAAGGUAAAAGGUGAAACUCCAUUGUUUGUAUAUGACUGUGUGUUUCAGUGGAGUUUGCAGUUCACCUCCGGGUUGCAUUUCUGGUAGAGUUUCCCUCUGAAUUUUUCUGUAUGUUUACAUCCACUGUCCAAAAAAGCGAAGCUACCGUUUUGCUAUUGUCUGUGCUCCCCCGUCUGGCAUUUUGUUUAAGGUGCCCCCUCCACACACACACACCUACUGGGAAAUGUUCCAUCCCAAGCAGGACAGACACCGGGCAAGAGCUUAUAGAAAACAGACAGAUGGACAAUAAACUCAAUCUCCGGUUGAUACUCGAACAGCAUUUAUUGAUCAUUAAAUAUAUUCACU
This is a messenger RNA of Brienomyrus brachyistius, 3971 nucleotides long. RefSeq names its product WD repeat and coiled coil containing. The record is from RefSeq and is a predicted model, not a curated record. Bases 622 to 2793 code for a protein of 723 amino acids. Gene Ontology annotation, molecular function: kinase binding. Lineage: Eukaryota; Metazoa; Chordata; Actinopteri; Osteoglossiformes; Mormyridae. The transcript has 4 exons.